AUGCUCUUGUCAUCCAUCAAGCUUCGCACUCUGGGCAACGUGCUCCUAACUCGACAAAUGGCCAAUAUCAGCAAUAUUGCGAUCAUUGGUGCUGGCCAAAUGGGCUCUGGAAUCGCACAAGUCUCGGCGGCUUCUGGAUUCAAUGUGACACUCGUCGAUGUUGACAAGGACUCGUUAACGAACGCGAUGUCAACGAUUGGCAAGAGUUUAUCUCGAAUUGCGAAGAAGCAACGAUCGAAUACGUCAAAAGAGUCACAAUCUGCAUUAGUCUCAUCAACAAUGGAACGAAUCAAAACAACGACCGAUUUGCCAACAUCCGUUGCAAAUUGCGAUUUAAUAAUUGAAGCUGCCGUCGAAAAACUUGAUUUGAAACGGAGUCUAUUUGCACAAAUUGAGCAUUCUGCCAAUGACGAUGCGAUUCUCGCGACGAAUACGUCGUCAUUAUGCCUCGAAGAUAUUUCAAAAGAUGUGAUAAAAGACAAAUCGAGAUUUGGAGGACUUCAUUUCUUCAAUCCUGUUCCAAUUAUGAAGCUUUUAGAGGUAGUUCGAACCACAGAAACCUCAGAUGAGACAUUCGCUUCAAUGAUCAAAUUCGGACAAGCGAUUGGCAAAACAACAGUGGCUUGCAAAGAUAGCCCAGGGUUCAUCGUUAACCGUUUACUGGUCCCAUAUAUGUUCGAAGCGCUUAGCUUAUACGAACGAGACGAUGCUUCGAUGACGGAUAUUGACGUAGCAAUGAAACUUGGCGCAGGAUACCCUAUGGGUCCGUUUGAAUUGGCCGAUUAUGUGGGUCUCGAUACUCUCAAAUUUAUAAUGGAUGGAUGGGUUGAAAAGUAUCCAAAUGAACCAUGCUUCAAACAAAGCGAGUUACUCAACAAAUUAGUCGCUGAGGGUAAUCUCGGACGAAAAACUGGCGAAGGGUUCUAUUCGUAUAAGAAAUAA
Molecule: messenger RNA, 942 nt
Organism: Caenorhabditis bovis
Lineage: Eukaryota; Metazoa; Nematoda; Chromadorea; Rhabditida; Rhabditidae
Source: the annotation of a GenBank genome assembly